AUGGUCAUCACUCAAACCAAAGACGCUUAUUAUCCCCAGACCCCUGUCUCCGGGACGCUCCUGGUGGGCCCCAACUCCAACUCCACCGACUAUGGUGCGAGACACCGGGAUACUGGAAAGCGUAGGGAUGAAGAACAGAUUGGCACCUCAGUCAUUUCUGAGCGCCCCGACCCAUAUGCGUUCCGCACUGCGUUAUUGACCGAGGAAGAGUUGGCUGCCCUGCGACAGAAGAAGGCAGGCAAACGACUGGUCAAUUACCAACGCAAGCAGAAUGACCUCAUCAAUUCGCUGCUCAAGACCAUGGAUGAACACACGGAGGAGGCCAAAGCCGAUGAGGAGACCUCACGGCUACCGAUCAAAAUCGCAAUUUGGGCAAGUCUCAUCGGGAAUUUUGUUCUCUGCAUACUUCAGCUCUAUGCCGCCAUCACCUCCGCUUCACUCUCCCUCAUUGCUACCUCGAUCGAUGCGGUCUUCGACUUUGGCAGCAACGUCGUCCUGUACUGGCUGCACAAGAAAGCGUUGUCCAUGGACGUCAACAAGUGGCCUGUCGGCGGAUCGCGGCUCGAGACCAUCGGCAACAUCAUAUACGGAUUCUUGAUGAGCUCCGUCAAUUUGGUCGUGCUCGUGGAGUCGGUACAAGAAAUCAUAUCGCACCAUCACGACGAUGACGAGUUCCAUAUCCCCUCCUUGGUUGCGGUCGGUGCGGCGCUCGGCGUGAAGUUCCUGCUGUUCCUCUAUUGCUCCUCUUUCCGUGGCCGAUCAAGCCAGGUGCACGUGCUUUGGGAGGACCACCGCAACGACAUCUUCAUCAACGGCUUCGGUCUGCUCAUGUCCGCGGGGGGCAGCAGAUGGGUUUGGUGGCUCGAUCCCAUGGGUGCCAUCAUCCUCUCUGUCGGUGUCAUGGGCUCGUGGGGAUGGACGAUCUACCGGCAAUUCGGGUUGCUCGCGGGGAAGUCCGCGCCGCACGAGUUCAUUCAGCUCGUCAUCUACAAUGCGAUGACGUUCAGCGAUGACAUUGAGCAGGUCGACACUGUCCGAGCUUACCACAGCGGACCUAACUACUUCGUGGAAGUGGACAUCGUCAUGCACGCGGACACGCCCUUGGGGAAGGCGCACGAUAUCAGCCAGCAGCUGCAAGACAAGAUCGAGGUCCUCCCGAACGUCGAGCGCGCGUUCGUGCACGUCGACCAUGAGACGACACACGCCCCGGAGCACCGGAAGAACGUCUGA
Messenger RNA from Rhodofomes roseus, 1230 nucleotides. Its product is annotated as cation efflux family-domain-containing protein. Gene Ontology annotation, cellular component: membrane. Gene Ontology annotation, biological process: monoatomic cation transport; transmembrane transport. The record is from RefSeq and is a predicted model, not a curated record. The coding region runs from base 1 to 1230 and encodes 409 amino acids. Lineage: Eukaryota; Fungi; Basidiomycota; Agaricomycetes; Polyporales; Fomitopsidaceae. The transcript is spliced from 14 exons. Gene Ontology annotation, molecular function: monoatomic cation transmembrane transporter activity.